Molecule: messenger RNA, 2445 nt
Organism: Auanema sp. JU1783
Lineage: Eukaryota; Metazoa; Nematoda; Chromadorea; Rhabditida; Rhabditidae
Source: the annotation of a GenBank genome assembly
AUGGCUACUCUGGAAGAAAAGCGUCGGAUAGCCUUUGCGAAAGCGUUAUCCAUGACCAAGCAGCACCCUAAUGAAGGAAAGGUUGAAGAGCAGAAUGAAAACAAAAUAGAAUCAGAAGAAACUCAAAAGCUGCCUAAAGAAAACCCUCUGAUUAAACCUAGUUCUUUCAACAUGCGUCCUAUAUACUCACGCGUUGAUAUAAAUUGUGAUAAAUGGUUACUUACAAUGGAUGAUGCUUCAAAGCUCAAGUUAGAGACUCCUCCCACUCUAGCAGAUGGAAUAGAUAUUGAAACUGAAAAAGAGUUACGUUUCCUUGGUUGUGAACUCAUACAAGCAGGCGCAAUCCUUCUAAGGCUUCCCCAAACGGCAGCAGCGACAGGCCAAAUAUUGUUUCAAAGAUUUUAUUUUCAAAAAAGUUUUGUAAAUUACAUGCUUGAGCAUACUGUGAUGGCAUGUCUUCUGCUGGCUUCAAAAAUUGAGGAAGCUCCUCGUAGACCUAGAGAUGUCUUCAACGUUUAUUGCCGAUUAGAACAACUUCAUAAAAUUUGGCAAACUGGACGAAAAGUCACUAAGGAAGAUACUGCGAGAAUGAGGCCACGCGCUGUAGACGCAAGUUAUGUAAAUACGAAAAACCAUAUCAUCAAAGCUGAAAGAAGAUUAAUGGCCACACUCGGCUUUGUUGUACAUGUUAAGCAUCCUCAUAAACUUAUUUGUUCUUAUAUAUUCAUUUUGAAUCAAGCCCAUCGUUUAGACCUCAUUCAAAAAGCUUGGAGUUACAUGAAUGAUGGGCUACGAACUGAUAUGUUUGUACGAUACACUCCUGAAACAAUCGCUUGUGCGUGUAUAUUCUUAGCGGCGCGAACUGUGGAACCUCAGAUACCGUUACCAAAAACUCCUUCCCACUGGUUUGACCUUCUGGGUGCUUCAGAGAAAGACGUCCGAGAUAUUGCUUCCACCCUUCAGCAGUUGUAUAGUAGGAAGAAGGCUCCUAAUCUGAACAAACUCAUGACUGUUAUUGAUAAAAUCAGAACUGAUCGAGAAGUAGCUGAGAAAGCCAGGCAAGCCUCUCUAGUGGCGCAAAAGCUAGUUGAUGCUGGAAAAGACAUUAAAGAAAUUAAAGAAGACAGUAAAGAAAAGGAAAAAACCAAAUCGCGAUCCAGAAGUAGAUCACGCUCGAGAAGCCCAAGGAGAAGAAGCUCAAGAUCUCCAAGAAGACGACGAGAUUCUCCUGAUCGACGAAGGAGAGAUGAUCGUACUAGGAAAGAUGGCAGACGUGAGGAAAAGAAUAGAAGGCGAAGUAGAAGUAGGGAAAGGUUUUAUAAAGACAAACUUAAGGAACAAAGUAGAAAUCGUAAGAAAGAAGUAUAUCAAUCACUGGGUAAGCGCUAUCGCAAAUCUUCGCAAUCUCCUGGUAUCAAAGCUAGGAAAAUCACAAUUAUGGAAGAAUUGAGGUGUCUCGAAUUCUAUUCUGGAAUAGGGGGAUUCCACUAUGCUCUCAAUGCCCUCGAUAUCAAAGUGUCAAUUCUAGCUGCUUUCGAUAUUAAUACGACUGUUAAUGCUAUUUAUAAACACAAUUUUCCUGAUACUCCUUUGUGUCAGAACAACAUUCAAGGUUUAACAGCUGCAGCAUUGGAUAAAUAUGGGGCGAACCUAUGGAUUUUAAGCCCUCCUUGCCAGCCGUUUACUAAAAAAGGAUUACAACUGGAUGUAGAAGACAGAAGAUCUGAUUCUUUUCUUGCUCUGUUGAAAAUUUUUUCGGAUAUGAAAUGUCCUCCAGAUUAUAUUUUCGUUGAAAACGUCAUGGGUUUCGAACAGUCGGAAGUUCUUCAGCAGUUUGGUGCAACGAUCGAAGCCAAGGGAUAUUCGUGGAAGUAUUAUACAAUUAAUUCACUCGAGCUAGGAAUUCCAAAUAGUCGUCCUAGAUGCUAUGUGAUGGCUGCACUCGAUAAACAUCGCAUCGACUUUGAAAGUAUCAACGAAGCCCUAAAUCAAGCAAGACAGACAUCAGUUCCUCGGUCUUUGGGCCAGUAUUUGGAUAAGACAGUCAAUUUUGAAACUCAUCCUGAGUUAUACUUAUCUGAAGAAAUGCUUUUUAAAUUUGGAGCUACCAUGAACUUGGCAACAGUAGAUUCCGUAAAAACUACAUGCUUUACGAAAUCAUAUGGUCGUUUCAAAGUCGGUUGUGGCUCAUACGUAUGUUGCGAACCUCACCUAGUAUCUGACUCAGACCAUUUUAUUUCUGAAAGAAAAGAUUCAUGCUCAGACGAAAAACUGGGACAAGUUGUACGAAGAUUCAUGCCUGGUGAAAUGGCAGCGCUCCUUGGAUUCCCAGAAACUUUCAACCAACCACCCCACAUAACAGAUCAACAGAUGUACAAAAGUCUAGGAAAUUCAGUUAACGUUACAACUGUAUCGUUCCUUCUAAGCAAGCUGCUCAUUAGAUGA